Molecule: messenger RNA, 1217 nt
Organism: Spodoptera exigua (beet armyworm)
Lineage: Eukaryota; Metazoa; Arthropoda; Insecta; Lepidoptera; Noctuidae
Source: the annotation of a GenBank genome assembly
GCUGGACAACAAUCAAAAAUGUACUUAAAAAACUUGCAUUGAAAGUUGAUUUUAAUUGACAAUCGAUUUAUCUCUAAGUGCCAAUAUAAAUAGAGCUUAUUCCUAUUGCAUUAAGGUUGUAAAUGUCUCGUUGUGUAAGAGUUAGCGUUUAUAACCUCAUGCGCAUUUUUUCGGGUUGGGAGACAAGGCCGUAAGCGUCGAGAUGAGCGUAGAGAGCCGCCACGUAUUCCUUGGGGUGCUUCGUGUAGUGUUGGACGUGAGGUGAUCGGUCCCAGCAUUUCCAGGUGCACUUUAUUCCCAUUUUGACCCAGCUGUCGUGGACGCUGCGAUUGCUGCGCUCAGCUCCGACGGGAUCGCUGCGGGACAGUAAGAAGAGGGCGGGCGCGUGGCACAGGUUCGUGUGGAACAGCUGAGAGGAUCUGAUGUAGUGAGACGUGGCUGCAUCGUGGAACGUCUUCAUGUGGUAUUCCAUGUACGCUCGGAGUGUCUUCUGCAUGAUCUGGUUCUUGGGGAAGACGGCUGCAGGUACACCGAUGGUGAUCUCACUGAUGUCCGCUGCAGAGUCCCAAACUUGGGCCACCACUCUGUCCAUUACUGGUUGGUAUUGUUCCUUAUUCUUCAUGACGUGGGCACAGACUUCGCCCCACAUGUAGCCUCCUACCGAGAACCCAUGUACAACCAACGGGUGCUCAUUGUCAUUCACAGCCAUGAACUUAAUCAGAUCUCCAGCCACCAACUGGGUUCCCUUGACUGGCCACAUAAGUUGCCAUGGUGUGCAUGCCACGGAGACCACGUCAAAGCCCUGUUCCAGGUAUAGCGUGGCGUACUUCAUGACGUGCUUCUGUCUGGCCAGGAGCCAGUUAAUCAUUACGCAAAUAGGUCUCUCGAUAGGUUUGUCCAGCUUCAUGGUAGCUGGAUCGGCUUUGAGCUUGAUCUUGUCGUUGCUGAUGUACUGUAUAUUCUUGGUGAUGUCCUGUGUAUGUGCGUUGCGGUCCAGCGCAACCAUUGCCACGGGGGCGCAUGAUAGCAGCGGGCGGAAUGACGACUUUCCAUUACUUCUCAGUCCAAUUUUACCGUGGUUUACGGCUAACGAUACCGCAUUUUUUAAGGCACUCAUUUUUAGAAUUACCGGUUUAAUAAAAAAAUAACUACAAACAAAAAUCUAAUAAUUACACCGGAAUGAAACUUGAGAGAAACUACACGGUAGAACGGAGGUA